AACCAUGGAGGGUAGUAUCAAGAUGCCACGCCACUAGUAAACGCACUAAAUCUGCACCACCGCUCUGACCCCACUUUGUUCCAAGGCAGUCCUGCUCUCUGCGCUUAGCAUCUCCGAGGCCACCUUCCAUGGCCCUUUUCUGCUUUGGACGUAUAACCUUGGCUUGCUAUGCUGUCAGUAGUCCUCAGGUCUGCCGGGCCAAUAUAUCUGAAUCAGUUAACUUUACCAUUUCCCGGUUGCGCUAAUGGAAGAUGUUCUGAUUGUGCUAUGAUUAGUGGUUGAAUAUCAUAAGGUUCCCCGCAGCUUAUUAUGGUCAAGGAGCCCAGGGAAUGGUCAAAGUCCAUGAAAACAACCCUAACCCAGAAACUAUAUGGUAAAGAGACAAAUACCGCCAUUUAUAUCUUGAGUCCACCCGGGGCCCUUAAGACGUACACAAUAGGUGUCGGCUCAGUCUUACCCCAAGAUUCAUUUACAUCGGGGGUCCUGAAGAAGCAUUCUUAUCUAACCAAGCUGACCAACCGGAUAGCGAAGGAUAGCAAUGCAUUGCAUCGGUGUCGAGACCCACAGAUCUGAGCCCCAUACCUCGUCUACCGGAUAUCAACGGUAAUGGUUUAUCCAAAAGCUUACACCCCAGAGAUCCAAUACUCCAGUCCUAUGACAUCGGGAUUCGGGUUUCGUUCACCGAGCUCAACUGCGUGGUGAUGGAGACAUCCUGCUAUAGCAUGCAUCCGUGACUAGACCGGUGUGUGGCUUUCUUCUCCAAUAUUUUGUAGUGGAGAUAGCUGGUGACGCCAUUGGCAGUGAGACGACGUGAUACAGG
This is a messenger RNA of Aspergillus caelatus, 820 nucleotides long. RefSeq lists its product as uncharacterized. The coding region runs from base 310 to 573 and encodes 87 amino acids. The record is from RefSeq and is a predicted model, not a curated record. The transcript has a single exon. NCBI's taxonomy places the organism in Eukaryota, Fungi, Ascomycota, Eurotiomycetes, Eurotiales, Aspergillaceae.